GAUCAAGAGCUCCAAGAGCAGGAGACGAUUAAGUAGGAUAAGUAAUUUAGUUAGGUUAGGGGAUAUCCGAAGGUAGGUCAGAGUUAAACCAGUUCCCACAUCAGUCUGGUAACCGUAAUGUGCGCCUGAUACACGGUAUGUCUUUAUUUCCGGCGUAUUCAGAUGGUGAUUCUGUACCGUGGAAAUGCAAUGACCAAGACAUCAAAAGAGAUGAUGCAGUGGUUGCAGAUAGAUUGUGGCUAACAAAUCCAAGUUUUUCUGUUGAAAUCUCUCAAAUUCCACUGCCAGGUGAAAAGAAAGAACAGACUCUAGUCUCAGAGACUUCUACAGCAAAAAGGCAAACAGAACUCCCAGAGCAUCAUAAGGAGAGGAAGGCUUCAUGCCACAAGAAGUUGAAGAGUUAUCACAAGCAGUCAAGGAAGGUGAAAGAAGAAUGUGAUAUUAGUAUUCCAGCAGACAGUUCAGUUUUCUAUGAAGAUAAAACAUGUGAGAGAGGGAAUCUGAGGGUUCCAACUUUGGCUAGACCAGCCAUACCUCUGUACAGUGUUUGUCACAGGUCUUCAUUGGGUUGGUCAAAUGCCAGGAAAUCACCCAAGAAGAGGAAGCAUCUGAAUCGUUACUUUACGCACUUCCAGGAAUUGAGCAAAAUCUUGGAGGAGAGCACAUCUGGUGUCACAGAAGACACCAUCACAGUUGCUCAUGGAAACAAGCUUAAGGCAAAGUUUCAGAAGGAGCAGCUGAAUGAUAGCAGUGAAUUUUCAGGGGAUAUGCACUUGGAAGAAGAAUUGUCUAAGAAGACAGCACAGUACAACAGAAGCCUUACUGAGCAGCCAUCCAAUGUGGAACUUUGGCUUAAAUAUGUUCGCUUUCAGGAUGUGAUUUCACAGUUUGAGAAAACAUACCGCAGAGGUGGUGGAGCUGCCAGUGCUCGUGUGAGAGCUGAGCGAAAGUUGGCUAUCUUAGAUAAGGCUCUGCUGCAUAACCCAGAUUCAGAAGUCUUGCUGAAAGAGAGGUUUGCUAUAGGUGAGACUAUAUUUCCAUCUGAUGUCAUGUCCCGUCAGUUAGGGGGCAUGCUUGAGAAACAGGCAAGUAACUUGGCACUGUGGCAUGGUUACAUCAGUGCCACCCAGUGCUCCCUGGCCAUGUGCACUGUGCCUACUGUCAUGCAGCUGUACAACAGGGCAAUGGCACGUCUCCACCAAUUCCGGAGGGGAGCUCCAGCUGCCCAGACAAAACCUUCUGAGGAGAAGAUUCUAGCAUUGCUACAUGACUGUGGGCUGUUUCUUCGCCAAGCUGGCCUGUGGGAGCAGCUGUGGUUGUUGCUGAGGAUGUAUCUUGAACUGAAUCUGUCACAACCAGACAGCAGUCAUUUUAAAAUUGACUCUACACUUUUAGAGCAGAUAGUCACUGAGUCAGAGGAAUGCAUCCUUACAUCAGAAUUGCCUCUGUCAGAACUUUGGUUGAGGGUGGAACAGCUGCGAGAGGGGGCACACUGGCUUCCUUGGGCAUCAGACAAAGAUUGUGAAGAUCCACAGCGGUUGGUAUUUUCUGAUGAUGUAUCGGAUUUUCUCCAUCCCAUCACCACAGCUUCUCUUCUUCCUCAUCUGGCAACUGUGGUACUUAUGUUACUGAAGAUACCAGUUCUUCCUUGCCGUGACACUGCUUUGCGCAUCAUCAACAGGCACCAGACAUCAUGGAGCUUGGAUGCUGUUGAAAUGCUUCUUCCAGCUUUCUUCCCAAUGGGAACAGUGGAAUUAGAAUGCAUAGGAUUAUUUAAAGAUAUUUCUCAACUUGCUGUAGGACCACAAUAUCUUGAUCAGAGGUUAGGACAAGAGCAUUAUCUGGAAUUUGUUAUGAAAGUGUUUCGGUUGUGUGGUGAUUGUCUGGCAGAACCUUCAAGAACUGCAUUCUGUGUUUGGUGGCUACGAUUUGAAAGACUUCUUCUUGUACUUGACAGAUUAGGCAUCACCAGGUUGCCACAAUCUAGGAAGAAGAAACUCAAAUCUGCAGUGAAAGAGUUCCUUAAACAAGAUCAAAACAGGAACAAUUUAUUAUUCUAUCGAGAGUAUGCAUUACUAGAGUGGGAACUAGGUAACCAUGAUGGGGCCUGUAAGAUCCUCACUAAAGUGAUCGUUGCACAACCAGGCGCCGUACCGGUAGUGAGCAUGUUGAAUGAACAGGAGAAAUCUGGACUCGGAUCCCUGUAUCGGACAUUAUGUGAGCUGUACCUCUCUCGUGCAAGGUUAAAACCAGAGGAUGCAUCCACACAUAAACAGAAGGCACUAUCCGUUCUGUUGGCACUAAGUCUUGGUAGACCUCUCUCAAAAACAGAAUGUUCCAUGGAGCUGCAAGCAGCUGCAGUAGACAAGUUCUACCACAUAGGUGCUGAGCUGCUGGAAGAUGUCAGUGCAGAGGCUACAGCAUCUGUUGAUGGACAUCUGUUGCCAGAUUUCUAUGUGGAUUGGAUGAGCUGCUAUGCAUGGCUGCUCUUCCUCACACAGUCUACUUGGGCAGGUGGUGCUGUCAUUGAGAAUGUUCUUGCCAAAAUAGCGCCAGCCUCAAGUUCAGUGUUUGGUGUCACUGUGAUGAGUUGUCGCAGGGAGGCAUUGUUUGAGAACUAUGUUGACAUGUUGCAUCAUCACUGCAGUGAAGCUCCUGGCACAUAUUCCGUUCUGCGAGAAGUGCUGCAAAGGGCCAUAAAGGAAUUCCCUAGCAAUGUUUACUUUUUGACCACAGCUGCUAAACUUGAGUCUGGUGUAGGUGGCAUUGGUAGUCCCUGGUGGAAGAUAACGAGAUAUUUCAUUAGAACAGACUCUGUGAUGGCACACUUAUUUUUGGUGCUUCUGGCAAGACAGCGACAGUACCAGCAGGAAGAUCUUGUUUUACAGAUGCCUAACUAUUUACAUACAGCUGGGCCUUUUGUGCCUGAUAAAAGUGCGAAGAAUCGCCUGCAAGCGCUCUUCACUCUGCUUAAGAAUGAGCCACUCACCAAGCGAUGCCCACUCAUCUGGAGAAUGUACAUGCAGUUCCUGUAUGAUCAUGGAACUGAACUCACCAGAAGGACAGCAUUUUACAGAGCUGUGGAGGAGUGUCCCUGGGUGAAAGCUCUGUAUAUUGAUGCAGCCAAACACCUUCCUGAAGAACUGCCCCAAGUGCAGGAUCUCAUAAUUGAGAAAGAGCUUAGACUUCAUGUAACACCAGAGGAACUCGAUAUUCUGCGGGAUGUGGAGAGGAUUGCAGAUCCAUUGGACGAGAGCUCAGACUGUCAGGAACCAGCCACUGGUCAAAAGUAGCUAAGGUAGUGUUGAGACUGAAUGCAAGAGGUGAUCAUUUUAUUGCUGUUAGUAGAAAGAGUCCAGUAAUUGUAUAUGUGACUGUGGUUAAUAAAAAAGAAUGAACAUCAUAAGCAUUACACAUGUAAGAAAAAAUUAAGACAGAAUUAACAAAAUAUAUGUUAUUUUUAUUUUUAGGUGUGACAGAUAAUGUUCUGUCUUCCAAUUAUGCUAUUAGACCAAUGAACUCAACUGCAAAUGUAAUUGAAGUGAGGCAGAAUGUGCAGGGGGGUGAGACAGCCAUAGCUUUUACAAGAUGUAGAAAAGGAAAUAUAAUGAGCUUUAGUGGAAAAUAGAAAAGUUAGGAAGAAUUCACAUGUUCAUAGGAAGGAGUAGGAACAUGCUUUUGAUGAGAGAGUACCAGAAAUUAGUGAUGCUUGUGCAUGUAACUGUAGCAGAAAAUGAACUGUUAAUAUUAAAGUGGAAGAAAGAAAGUUAAGAGAGUUUUAUGCAAUGUAUGUGGUCCAUGUCGUGGCUAUAUAAAGAGAGUCUGUAGCUAAAGGAAUGAGAGAAUUGGAACUGGGAGUUGAGAAGACUGAAGAGAAUGGGAAUACAGUGGUGUACAACAGAAAGAGAGUUGAGUCAGUUGUUGGUAGGAUAUAGCCACGGGAAGUGAGUAGUUUGAGAAGAAUUAGAAAUAGGCCUGUGAAGACUUUGUGUGCUGAAGUACAGUGAUAUCUGGAGUGUGUCUGUGCUAAAAUCCAUUGCCAGGAAAUGGAUAAUGAAAACAUUGUAAAGGCAUCGCAAUUCUUAGGACCUGUUAACCCAGCAACAACUAGUGAAAGCAGAUAUAGAAGACUUUAUUUUGGGUUUCAUAGUUACAGUAAUUUUUAAGGGUGUGUAAACUAGUGAGACAGUUGUAGUUAUGACCUGUGAAUGUUCAAUGAAUGUAUUCACCAAUGAAAACCCAAUGUAAAGUCACUAAUACAUGUGACAAUACUAUUUUAUUUUAAAAAUGUGUAAGGAUUGCCUGGCGUAAUGGUGCUUACAGGUACAACCCAGGUAUAAUAUGAUGUGUUCUUGUUUCAGUUACAAAUUCACAUUAUUGAAAUAAGGCCUGAACAAUACAGUGAUGGGAAUGGACUUCAUGAGAUGUGCCCAGAACUCUUGGCAUUGUAGUGUAAGCCUUGUGUAACAGUGUUGUGUAAUGCACAGGAGUGCUGGUUCUAAGCAAUCGUACUAUUGUAAGCCUUUGUUUAAUUUUUGCUUCUUCUGUUCGCAGUGCUAGUGGAUGAAUCCUUUUAAUGGUGUUCAGUGAACAUUGUGUUUUAAGCCUUUAAAUUUUGUUUCUUAAACUGUUCACAGUGCUAAUCUGUGUUCCUUAUUUUACGUCUGCAGUGAACAUUUUAUUGUAAAUGUUUGUUGAAACAUUACUUUAUACUCGCAUAUGUUCACAGUGCCAAUGCAUGUAUCAUUUUUGGGGGAUACAAAGAACAUUAUAUUGUGUUUAAAUGAUGCUCCUGGUUACCUUCAACUCUCAUACUGAGGCAGUAUUCAGUGGUGUUAUAACCAUGGUCUUAGAAUCGAUGCCUAUGCUAAUUUUACUGAUUGCUUCUCUCGGACAGGGUUGAAGAAAAAUUUUAGGCCUAUAACUGAAUGGUCAACAUUCAUGGAAGCCUCAUAUAAUUUUUUUUACUGACUAGCCUGAAUUCGGUUUGUUUUAUAGUGAGAAGAUUAUAUCCAGUUCGUAAUAUCCAAACCUUGACGACUGUUUAUUUUGCACAUUUUCACCUUUUGGUUAAUUAUGGAAUAGUAUUUUGGGGUAACACUAGUUCACUAGUUCCAUGUGUAAGGUGUUCCUAAUUAAAGAGAAAGGUAUUAAGAAUUAUGUUGAGAUUAAGUUGACAGAGUUCCUGCAGAAAGUGGUUAAAAAUUGGAGAUUUUACCUGCUUCAGGUUUGUAUAUAUUUAUUCAUUUAUGUCUUUUUUUUUUUGCCUUAAAAGUAACACUUCCGUUAAUGACAUUAAUACAAGAUGUAAGAAUCAAUUACACAUACCUUUAGGUAGACUUUCUGCUGUCCAGAGAGGUAUUAUAUUUUCUUCUAUUAAAGUAUUCAGUAAUUGCCACCUAGUAUAUCUAGAUUAAAAAAUGUUGAGCAAUUUUUUAAGUCUGCUUUAAGGAAUUAUAAUCUAGCAUAUGUCUUUUAUUCUACAGAAAAGUUUAUAUCAAAUUAUUAAUUCUUUUUAUAAAAGGAUGUUUAGCUUUUGUAGCCUUUUCUGUUGUCUAUUUCUUAAGCACUGAUACUCGUAUUUUAUUAUACUAGAUUCUGUACUUACUUUGUCAUUUAUGUAUUGUGUAUAUAUUAUUGUUUAAUGUCUCGUUUGCUCAAGUUGCAUUGUACAAUGUACAUCACCUGACGUGUUUCAUAUUCACAUGUGUAUGGGCUAAUGUUGGAUUAAUGAAAUGUACGUAUAUAUGUGUGUAUGUAAAAUGUCAGUCUUUUAGGCAUGUAGCCAGAGGGAUGAGUUUCAGCUCAUAUUCUGGAACCUGGACGUUGUACGGUCUGAGGGAGGUGGCUAACCGAAGAAGGAAAACAUAGUCACACUGACACUGGAAAGAAUGAGGUCAUCCUCAUUUUGUGACAACCAGUACAGAUGAAACUGCUGAUGAAGGCAGAAUGUCAUUCAGGGCAAGGAAAUGUUUUCAGACUAACAGCUCUGUGAAAUAAGUGAAAUUUAUUUUGAAAAUACCUGUGUUGUCUUACAGUAGUAAUGGUUAGGUAUAUAAGUCAAGGGUAUACAGUGAUAAACUAGGAAAUUGUGAGUGUAUUUUCUUCAAAGCCACAUGAGUAGUGAGUGAGUUGUAUUGUAUUCUCAUCACAUAUGCCAGAGACUUCUUGA
This is a messenger RNA of Cryptotermes secundus, 6172 nucleotides long. Its product is annotated as nuclear exosome regulator NRDE2. Gene Ontology annotation, biological process: regulatory ncRNA-mediated post-transcriptional gene silencing; RNA processing; negative regulation of RNA catabolic process. Bases 138 to 3293 code for a protein of 1051 amino acids. NCBI's taxonomy places the organism in Eukaryota, Metazoa, Arthropoda, Insecta, Blattodea, Kalotermitidae. The transcript is spliced from 14 exons. Gene Ontology annotation, cellular component: catalytic step 2 spliceosome. The record is from RefSeq and is a predicted model, not a curated record.